Molecule: messenger RNA, 1643 nt
Organism: Lipotes vexillifer (Yangtze River dolphin)
Lineage: Eukaryota; Metazoa; Chordata; Mammalia; Artiodactyla; Lipotidae
Gene: YARS2
Product: tyrosyl-tRNA synthetase 2
Exons: 5
Coding region: 46-1482 (478 amino acids)
Biological process (GO): tyrosyl-tRNA aminoacylation
Cellular component (GO): mitochondrion; cytosol
Molecular function (GO): tyrosine-tRNA ligase activity; RNA binding; ATP binding
Source: RefSeq, a predicted model, not a curated record
GGUGGGCCUCUAAGAUCCCAGCAUUCUCUUCGUGCCGCCGCUAACAUGGCGGCGCCCAUCUUGCGGUGCAUUUCCCGUGGCCAGGGGCUUGGUACCCCAGGCCUGUCAGGGGUCUUACCCCUGGGGCUGCGUGAGGCCCACUCGGGCGCUCAGGGGUUCCUGGCGAUGCAGAAGGCUCGGGGUCUGUUCAAGGAGUUCUUCCCUGAGAGAGGUACGAAGACAGAGCUCCCAGAGCUCUUCGACCGUGGUACGGCGGGCAGUUUUCCCCAGACCAUCUACUGCGGCUUCGACCCCACGGCCGACUCGCUUCAUGUGGGGCAUCUGCUGGCGCUGUUGGGCCUGUUUCACUUCCAGCGAGCGGGCCACAACGUGAUCGCCCUGGUGGGCGGCGCCACGGCGCGCCUGGGAGACCCAAGCGGCCGUACCAAGGAGCGCGAGGCGCUGGAAGCAGAGCGCGUGCAAAGCAACGCGCGCGCCCUGCGCCAAGGGCUCAAAACCUUGGCAGCUAAUCACCAGCAGCUCUUCGCUAAUGGGCGGACCUGGGGCAGCUUCACCGUGCUAGACAACUCGGCGUGGUACCAGAAGCAGGACCUGGUGGACUUCCUAGCGGCAGUGGGCGGCCAUUUCCGCAUGGGCACGCUGCUAAGCCGGCUGAGCGUGCAGACUCGGCUCAAGAGCUCCGAAGGCAUGAGUUUGGCCGAGUUUCUAUACCAGGUGCUCCAGGCCUAUGAUUUCUACUACCUGUUCCAGCAUUAUAGAUGCCGGGUCCAGCUGGGUGGAUCUGAUCAGCUGGGCAAUAUCAUGUCCGGAUACGAGUUCAUCCAUAAGUUGACUGGAGAAGAUGUAUUUGGAAUCUCUGUUCCUCUAAUUACAAGUACAACUGGAGCGAAACUGGGAAAGUCUGCUGGCAACGCUGUGUGGCUAAACAGAGAUAAGACAUCUCCUUUUGAAUUGUAUCAGUUUUUUGUCAGGCAGCAAGAUGAUUUGGUAGAAAGGUACCUGAAGCUCUUCACUUUUCUGCCCCUUCCAGAGAUUGACCACAUAAUGCAGCUGCAUGUCAAAGAGCCAGAAAAGCGGUGUCCUCAGAAACGACUUGCUACAGAAGUAACAAAGCUUGUUCAUGGACAAGAAGGGCUGGACUCUGCUAAAAGGUGUACACAAGCCCUUUAUCAUAGCAGCAUAGAGGCACUGGAGGUCAUGUCUGAUCAAGAGUUAAAAGAAUUAUUUAAAGAAGCUUCAUUUUCUGAAUUAGUUCUUGACCCUGGAACAAGUGUCCUAGAUACGUGCCGCAAAGCAAAUGCCAUUCCAGGUGGUCCCCGAGGGUAUCGGAUGAUAACAGAAGGUGGAGUCAGUAUAAAUCACAGACAAGUAACAAAUCCUGAGAGUGUUUUAGUUGUUGGACAACAUAUUCUUAAGAAUGGACUUUCGUUACUUAAAAUAGGAAAAAGGAACUUCUACAUUAUAAAAUGGCUUCAGCUAUGAUGAAAACUUCCAGUCGUUCAAACUUAUCCAUCACUCAUUCUCAAGAUGUACGAAUUUAUACCUUCACUUAUGCAACUCAAAGACAAAGAAUGGAGUGUACUCUAGGCCUCACAGUGUGAGUAAUUUCAUUAUUUGUAUAGGUUGGUUAAGUUUGUGUAAUA